Messenger RNA from Miscanthus lutarioriparius, 1032 nucleotides. NCBI's taxonomy places the organism in Eukaryota, Viridiplantae, Streptophyta, Magnoliopsida, Poales, Poaceae. The record is from the annotation of a GenBank genome assembly.
AUGGCUGCUAGCAGGUCGGCGGCGAUGACCAUGUGCGCCACAACACGUCUCGUCGUCAUCUCGCUGGUCUACUUGAUGGUCGGUGGCACCAGCCGUGGUGCCCUCCGCGCGUCCUGCCUCUCCUUCGACUUCGACUUCUCCAACGCCUCCACGUUCAGCCUCGCGGACUUCACGACCGCGGGCGCCGCCGCAUUCCACGGCCAACUCUUCGACCUCACGGCGAACGCGUACAGGGCUGGCCUCUCCUUCAGCGUGGGCAGGGUAGCGUACGCGCACCCGGUGCCGCUUCGGGACAAGGCCACGGGGCAGGUGGCCAGCUUCACCACCGCCUUCUCCUUCGCCAUCAACAUCACCGACAUGAACAACAAGGGCGACGGCAUGGCCUUCUUCUUCGGCCACUACCCGUCGGCGCUGCCGCCCAACUCGGAGGGCGACUACUGCCUCAACCGGACCGUCGGCCUUAGCCAGGAGGACAGGUUCGUGGCCGUGGAGUUCGACACGUUCAAUGACAGCUGGGAUCCGAACGUGACCUACGACCACAUGGGCAUCGACGUGAACUCGAUCGUGUCCGUGGGCACCAUCACGCUGCCGAGCUUCAGCCUGAACGGGCAGAUGAGCGCGCGGGUGGACUACAACAGCAGCACCAGCGUGAUGGACGUCGAGCUGAGGUUCGACCACAGCCCCAAGUUCGGCGACGCGACACCAACCUUCAACGUCAGUGCCAAGGUUGAUCUCGGCACGGCGCUGCCGGAGCAGGUGGCCAUCGGGUUCUCGGCGGCAACUGGCUCGUCCAUUGAGCUGCACCAGUUGCUCUCUUGGUCCUUCAGCUUGGUGCACCAGGACCAGGGCAGGACGCGCCUCGUGGAAUGGGUCUGGGGCCUGUAUGGGAGAGGGUCCGUUCUUGAAGCCGCCGACGAGCGGAUGGACGGCGAGUUCGACCACGGCGAGAUGGAGCGUGUGAUGGUCGUCGGGCUGGCGUGCGCCCAUCCAGACCCCAGCCUGCGGCCUUCCAUCAGGCAUGCUUCAGUGUGA